This is a messenger RNA of Salvelinus namaycush (lake trout), 7887 nucleotides long. RefSeq names its product myomegalin-like. The transcript is spliced from 31 exons. Gene Ontology annotation, molecular function: zinc ion binding. Lineage: Eukaryota; Metazoa; Chordata; Actinopteri; Salmoniformes; Salmonidae. Gene Ontology annotation, cellular component: nucleus. The coding region runs from base 798 to 7433 and encodes 2211 amino acids. The record is from RefSeq and is a predicted model, not a curated record.
UCGUCACACGGUCCGGUAAACUGCUACCAGGGAGCCGAAAAAUAACGGGACACCCACACCUUUUUUCUCCACUACAGUAUUUUUCUUUCGGGUGGUGAAUUCAGAUGAGACAGCGCAACUGUAAUUUGUUGUCUUGGAUGAGCCGUGUCAGAAAAUGCAGUAUGAGAUGACAUCGGCAGUGAAAAGAAUAGCGUGAUAUAUUUUGUUUAGAUCUGAAAUGAGCACUAUUGAUAAUGUGCGAUCUGUUUGAUGACAUUUUGUGAAGAACUGAAAGCGUUUCGACCGAUUAGACCCAGUGUUGGGAGACACUUACAACGACAACGACACUGGAUUUGGGCGCUUAUCACAAAUGACAGACGUCUCUUUCUUAUUACGCUAUAUUCCAUAUAUUGACCAUGUUUUAUUAGACUACAGUCUAUAUUUUUAGAUGAUCUUGAAUAGAUAUAAUCGCGAUUGAAUAGAAAUCAUUGUACACCUUCAAAGCACUGCAAAGAGCAUAGGCUACCCCGUUUUUGUGAUGGCCUCUCUUCAUCAACGAUGCAACGAUGAGCUUUCAUAACGGCAAAUCGGCACAAUAUACUAGUAACUACUAGUCUAUUACGCUACUAUUUAUUUUGAACACAUUUUUAUAAAACAUAGAAGAAAAGUAAAUGAACAUUGCACAGCUAAAUCAUUUAAAUAAAAUCAUGGAUUAUUGAUCUCCAAACUGCAGGCACAAUACAUUUUAUUUUAUUGCCUGAACAAUCUGAACAGACACAAUUUCCCUCCAGUAAAACUGAGAGCAGAACUUCUCUGUAAUGUUGGACAUUAAAAUGAAGGAGGCGUGUCGGAUCUGCGCCCGCGAGCUCUGUGGUAAUCAGCGACGAUGGAUCUUCCACCCGGCCUCCAAACUCAACCUGCAGGUGCUGCUGUCCCACGCCCUGGGCAGAGAGCUGACCCGUGAUGGCCGGGGGGAGUUUGCCUGUUCCAAGUGUGCCUUCAUGCUGGACCGCAUGUACCGCUUCGACACGGUGAUCGCCCGCGUGGAGGCUCUGUCCCUGGAGCGCCUGCACAAGCUGCUGCUGGAGAAGGACCGGUUGAGACAGGGUAUAGGAGGCUUGUACUGGAAGAACAACACAGAGGACCAGACCCAGGAUCAGACUGGGAUGGGAAUGGGGAUAGGGCUAGGGGGUACUGGGGCUGGAGGGACAGAGAGUGGUGGGCGGUCUGAGGGUGACUCCCCUGUGGUGGACCUCUCAGCCCUGCAGGAGGCCAGGUACAGCUCCCUGCUUCAGGGCGACCUGGCCUAUUCUGUGUACGAGUCCUGGGCCGACCACGAGGACCAGCAGAGUCCGGCCCCGGAUCACCAGCACCACACCCAGCAUCAUCACCCUCAAUGCUCAGGAUCAGAGACUCUGUCUGGGCAUUGCUCCAGGCGGUGCAGAGGGUGUGCGGCUCUCCGUGUGGCCGACUCUGACUACGAGGCCGUGUGUAAGGUGCCUCGGCGGUUAGGCAGGAGGAGCACGUCGUGUGAACCCUCCACCCGCUACUCAGGCAGUGCCAUGGGGGGUGAGGAGACCUCCACAGGGUCAGAGUCCACGCCUGUCCCCUCCGACUCCCCUCCCAUGGGGCCAGAGAGCGACAGGACCCUGUGCGAUGGGGACACAGAGAGGAUAACCCUCAGCCCGGGCUCAUCGAUAGAAUCUCAGGACACAGCCGUGGACGUGGCUCAGCCCUGCACCGCUCACCAAGUUGGGGAAGAGGAAGAGCAGAGAGAGGGAGGAGAGAAGGACCCAGGGAGGGAUCAGAGGAGGGACCCUCGUCUCCAGGGGGAUGAUGCCCCCAGGGAGGGGUCAGUCUCUGGGUUGACCAUGGAGCUGGCUCUAAGUCUAGUGAGGAUCUGGGAGUACAGACCUCUAAAAUCCCCUCAAGGCAGCAAGCUCCCUAUCCUGGUCAAACCCAAACUGGAGACGGGCCUCCCUGGGCUCCCCCUGUCCCUCAGAACCCCAGACUAUGACCUCUACUCCCACCCUGGUAUCCCAGAGCUGGUGAGCCCCAGCAGUCAGCAGGAGCUGCAGACAGAGCUGUCAGAGAUGGAGGAGCAGUGGCUUGAUGACUAUGUGCAGUGUGGCCCCUUCUGCUUCCAGCAGAGGCUGCUAGAUGAACAGCAAGGCCAGCUUCGUCAGUAUGAGACUGCUGCAAGUGAGUGUGUUACUGAGCUCCAGACGGCCCAGCUCCAGGUCCACUCUCUACAGGCCAAGAUCAGAGAGAGCGAGGCCAGGAACCAGAAGCUGCAGGUGCGACUCGGGGACAUGGAGUGUGAGCUGCGCUUGGUCAGAGAGAAGGCCCAGAGACAGGAACGAAACGUCCUCAACCUCACUGACACUGUCAACAGCAAGGAGACUGAGGCAGCAGAGUUGUACCGGGUCAUAGAGGAGCAGAAUAACGUGCUGUGUUCUUUGAAAGAGCUGGCCAACAGAACCCAGCUCCAGACACUACAGGUGUCUGGGGCAGAGUUAGUGCGAGGGCAGGGGGAGGUGCUGGCCCUCCAGGGCUCUCUGUUCCAGGCCCAGCUGGAGCUGCAGGAAGGCCAGAGGGCCCAGCGUCAGGCCACCAGGAGGGAGGAGGACCUCACCAGAGCCCUGCACCGCCUGGAGACAGACCUACAGGGAGUCAUGGAGCACAGACACAGUACUGAGAGACACAACCAGGACUUGCAUCUGGUGCUUGAGAAAGCUCGAUCAGAGCUGCAGCGGAAAGAGGAACAGCUGAAAGAGAAGAAGGGAGAGAGACGGAGAGAGGAGGAGGAGAGGGAGAAGAGCAUCCGAGAGCUGAGGACCUCGCUACAGACCAAAGAGCAGCUGUUGCAGGAGUACUCCGAGUUGUUGGACCAACAGCAGGAGCCUAGGGAGAAGAGAGACACUCUCCUCACCAAACUGAAAGAUCGCAUCAAGGACAGGGACAGAGCACUGGAGCGAGCGGUGGAUGAGAAGUUCCGCUGUGUGGAGGAGAAGGAGGGAGAGAUGCGUCGGCUACAGCUUCUUCUCAGAGAGAAAGAGAGAGACCUGGAGAGACAACACUGUGUACUGUCCAACAACGAAGAGACCAUCACGAGUCUGGAAGUGCUGGUGCGUGGGAAGGGUUUGGAGCUGGAGCAGGUGUGUGAGGCAUGGAGGAGUGUACAGCGCCACCAUGAGGGCAGGGAGGAGAGACACAGCCGCAGCCUGAGAGAGAGAGACACGCUCAUCAGCCAGCUACAGAACGCCCUGAACACACGUACCAAUGAGGCUGAGGACCUGACCGGAGCCCUGCUAGGUAAGGUGAAGGCAGGUCCCAGUGAGGUGGUGGAGGAGCUGAAGGCUCGCCUCUCUCUGAAGGAGAAACUGUUCCAGGAACUGCUGUCCGACCGCGGCCGCCAGGCCCAGGAGCAUCACUCACAGGUCCAGGACCUGCUCAACACCAUCGGCACCAGAGACCAGUACAUCCAGGAAUCGGCAGGUCGUCUGGGUGAGGUGAUGAGUGAGCAGACUGUACGUCUCCAGGAGCUCCGCAGACAGCUAACCUCUUGCUCCCUGGCCUAUGGGUCUCAGCUAGACCUCCAGGGUCCAGACUUCCAGGGGACCAGCCAGGACCUCCGGGCCUUGCAGGAGGAACUGCGUCUGGCUCUGAGGAGGGAGAGGGAGGCCCAGGCUGAGCUCACGGGCCUCAGGACCCAGGGCACUGCCAGGCCAGCUGACAGGCAGGCAGAGUUUGAAGAAUUCAGCUCGGAGGACAGUGAUAAUGUUGAGGUCAACAGUAACUAUGCAGAGAGCAUGGAGGAAGAGGACUCCAAACUGACAGCUCGAACCCUAGCCACCAUGCAGAACUCUGGAGGACCUGGGAAGGGGAAGCUAUCCCAGGAGGCAGUGGGAGAGGCCCAGGGGCUGGUGAAGCAGCUGGUGCAACAGAAGAGGGUGGUGGAGAGAGAGCUGCAGGAGCUCAAGGCUCAGCUGGAGAAGGCUGGCUUCUCCCUGUCCAGGAUGAGGAAAUCCCUCUUCAGCCUACGCAUGGAGAACACGGAGUUGAGGUCUCACCAGACAGAGAGACAGUCAGAGACAGACCCCAGGGAUGAACAGAGAUUCCUGGAAGAAGAGCAACUGUGUGGGGUUGAUCGAUCUGAUGGCUGGGAGGAUGAGCGUCUGUCCCAGGGGAAGCACUGUGCCCCCAGGCCCACCUUGAGAGACCCUGGCCUGGGGAAGAGACACUGCACUAGGCCUGUCUCUCUGGACCUGGGAGCCCUGCUGUCCCACUCCACACAGGAAGGGGAAGACAUCACACCAAAUUAUACUCUAAUAACGCGUGCUACUGUAUGUACGGAGGAUGAUGAGGAGGAGGAGGCAGGAGGAGGAGAAGCUGGAGACAGGAAGCAGAGCCCCACGGAAACUGUGAUGGUUGAGAAUGCGGUGCGGCUCCGGCUGGAGAGCAAGGAGCUGCAGGAGAGACUCAUGGUUUCUGAGGCCACUGUGGAGGCUCAGGCUGAACAGCUCAAAGACUACAGAGAUCUCCUGAUGGAGACGUCUGUGCAGCAGGACAGUAAGCAGGUCCAGGUGGAUCUACAGGACAUGGGCUAUGAGACGUGUGGUCGCAGUGAGAACGAGGCUGAGAGGGAAGAGACCAGCAGCCCAGAGUUUGACGAUCUGGAGAUGUGCACGUCUCUGGAAUGCGGCGGCUCCCAGUGGUGGUCAGGCGUUGUGCAUCCUGGGAAGGCCAGUCCUCCAACAUCAACCUCCGAGGCUGAUGACUUGACAUCUCUCCAGCGAUUGGUGGAGGACCUGCGCUCGCAACUCUCCCGCUCCCAGAUGGUGAUCCGGAGCCUCCAGGGCCGCCUGCGCUCCCUCUCCACCUCCAGUGACCCCUUUGGCCCCUCCAACGGCCCCUCCACCCCCCGCAAGGUCAAUUGGGCCAUCCAGUUCCAGUCCUCGCCCUCCCAGAGCGGCCUGGAUGAGGACGAGGGCUGGGAGUCGUCUGGUGGGGGUCUAGGGCCCUCCUCACAUCACCCCAAACCCGACAAGGAUCUCCAGGAGCUGGUGUUUCGCGUGGGAGCCCUGGAGGACCAGCUGAGGAAGGGCAAAGGGACCCAAGCAGGGACUCCAGGGCUCCCUGCAGAGGGAAAGGCUUCCAUCUGGCCUGGGCCUGGGAAGUUUGAUACCCUAAUACAGGCGCAGGCCCGUGAGCUGUCGCACCUGCGCCAGAGGAUGCGAGAGGGGAGUGGCGUGUGCCACAUCCUGACCCAGCACCUGGGCGACACCACCAAGGCCUUUGAGGAGCUGCUGCGUGCCAAUGACAUUGACUACUACAUGGGCCAGAGCUUCAGAGAGCAGCUGGCGCAGAGCAGCGCCCUGGCAGAGAGAGUCAGCACCAAGAUCAGCGGACGGGAUCAUCCAGAGAUUCAUGAUGACAAGACUGGCACAGAGCUGCUCGCCAUACGGCUGAGUAAGGAACUCCAACAGAAGGAUAAGGUCAUUGAGUCUCUCCAAGGCAAACUCAACCAGCGCCAGCCUCGUUCUGACACACCCUGCAGUAGCCGUGCCCUCUCCGACACCACCGACCAAUCAGACCGCAUCUCAUUUGUGUCUGAUGAUCAGGGCUCCACUAAUGAGGAGCUGGAGCUGUGCUCGGACGUAGACGCAGCCAGCGAGUAUGGCCAGGAGGACAGACGCGCCUCCCCUAGAGCUAGUACAGAUUCUCACUGUAACAGUGUACCCAUGUCACGCCACCCCUCCACCCCUCCGUCCAACACUUCAUCCCACGGACACCAGUCCUCCAUCAGCUGUCUCAGCAGGCAGCCGUCAGGGGACACACAGACACAGACAGGGUUUUCAGUUCCUUCAGCCAAGCCGUUUGUUGGCUUCCAGAUGUCGGCAGAUCCCUCCAGUUACCUGCCCCAGCCUCUGUCCUACCAUACCUUCCACCCGUCUCCUCACAGUGGCCCCAUGAAGGCAGGAACCAGCCUCCUGGAGAGCAGUGCAAUGUGGGACAUGGCUUACGGCGCUCAGCCAAUUAGAAUUGGCGCUGCUGAUUUGUCAUCAGGGUCGUCAGGAUACCAGUCUGGCACCAGCCAUACAGGUUCUGACCUAUUGAAGGAGCAGCUGAGGGAGAUCAGGAGUCUACGUCAACGCCUGGAGGAUUCCAUCCAGACCAAUGACCGCCUCCGACAGCAGCUGGAGGAGAGACUGGUCAACCAAGCCAGAGACAAAGGUGCCCCCACCAACAUCUACAUCCAGGGCUUGGACUCUGUCAGCCAGCUUUCCAGUGAGAUCAGAGCUCUGAAAGAGGAGAACCUCAGCCUGCAGGCCCGACUCCAAAAGGCCAGCAGAGACAGCAGUAAGGAGGCGGAACAGCUGCGGGAGGCGUUGCUGUUGGGGCGUGCCCGUGUGAAGGAGGCAGAGUUAGAGACCGAGCGGUGGGCGGAGCAGGGCAGGAAGCUGCAGAAGCAGACACAGGCUCAGACCCUGGAGAUCACCCAGCUGAAACAGGACAGGCAGAACGACCAGGAGGCCAUCAAAAGGUUGCAGCACGAGGUGAAUGUCUUUGAGCAGCAGGUGUGUGAGAGCCGUGGCCUUAUCCACUCUCUACAGUAUAAGCUCCAGAUGUACCACAGAGUGUGUGGCGUCCCCAAGAAUACACAUACAGGUGAGGGGUCACACUCAGGGGAGUCUGCGCCCAUUGACCCCAGGGACCUGCAUGUUCCGCUGGGGCAGCAGUUGACCUCUGCGACAUGCCCUCCUGGAGCGAGGAGACAGCUCUUCCACGACCCGGCUCUCUCUCCCCCUGUCCGAGAGACUGGACUCUUGAGCCCUGCUUCCCAUCUCUCCCCCACACUGGAACCCCAGGAGGCUGACUCUUCUCUGGAGGGCCAAGCCCCAGACGGCUCUUUUACAAACCGUAAUGGCCGCUACGCUGUGGGGCAUGUUGAUGACUUCCAUGCCCUACAGCAGCAGAUCCUGGAGGGACACGUCCUCAUCGGCAACAUGGAGACUGCCCUCCAGGCCACUGCCAACCAUGCCCUGCUGGAGCUCAGCCUGGAUAAGGCUGCGCAUCCUGGCUUGGCGAGUAGACUGCUGACUAGCACUAAGACCCUGCGGCAGAUCCUUGAGGAAGCCAACUCCUUGCUCAGAAUGUUCUGGAGGGCAGCCCUGCCCAGUUGUGAGGGGUACUCUCAGAGCACCAAGGAGCUGUUUCUAAAGGAUGAGGUCCACAUGCUCCGUCAGCGGGUCUCACAGCAGGAGGAGGCUCUAAGGGACGCCAUGGAGACACUGAAGAGCUCCAACCGCACCAAAGACAGCAUGGAACACUUCAUCGUCAGCCAACUGUCGACAACAAAGGAUGUCUUGAAGAAGGCACGGACAAAUUUAGAGGUGAAAUCCCAAGAGGCUUCUGCGAGCUCACCCAUUCUGCUGGUUCGGGUGUUGUGAAGCAACAGAUAAAGGCUCCAUCACCCAGAACUCCUACCGUGGCCCAGUAAUACCCAGGGUCUGACCCAGGGGGUUAACAGACUGCACCCUCCACAGCCAGCCUCUUUGUGAUGCACCAGCUUCAGCCUCCUCCUAAUACUGGGAGACAGGACAGGACUCUUCCUGUUUAAAAGGAAACAAAGUACAUAACAGGUCUCUGCUUAAAUAGGGGGGACACUACAGUUGAGGGGAGACGGUCUGAUAGUCAGUAGAGGUUCAACCAGGUACUCUCUGUGAUGUCGACGACUGCCUAUCUCAGGUGUUAUGUAUAGCUUUUGUAGGUGCUACGAAGGUUUCUCAACUGAAGUGUAUCCCCUAUUUUACCUGAUAUACAGUACCAGUCAAAAGUUUGGACACACCUACUCCUUCAAAGGUUUUCUUUAUUUUUACCAUUUUCUACAUUUGAGAUAAUAGU